Molecule: messenger RNA, 1330 nt
Organism: Anopheles funestus (African malaria mosquito)
Lineage: Eukaryota; Metazoa; Arthropoda; Insecta; Diptera; Culicidae
Gene: Alg14
Product: UDP-N-acetylglucosamine transferase subunit ALG14 homolog
Exons: 1
Coding region: 590-1261 (223 amino acids)
Biological process (GO): dolichol-linked oligosaccharide biosynthetic process
Cellular component (GO): UDP-N-acetylglucosamine transferase complex
Source: RefSeq, a predicted model, not a curated record
UAUUUGCAGUCUUCGUCUUGUGUAUUUUUUCGAAAUCUUGCCAUGGCUUCACUUGCAACGUUUUUGCACUGAUCCUUUUAAAAAACGGCAUUACAACAAAUCUGGCCUUUUGACAGAUUAUUGCAACUAAAAAUCUUCCCCAAUCGAAGGCAUGUUUGCCUAUCAUCAUGUUUGCUUUCGUAUCCCUCUCCGUAAGCACACACCACACACAUUCUCAUGUCGCUUUUCCCCCGCCCCUGGGACGAGUUGUAGGAAACGCUACGGAAAAAAGAAAGCACCUGCGAUUCAGGAAUUCCAUUCAUCGAACCAAGGUUUGUCCCUCGGCAGCGUAUCUAUCAUCUGCGGAACGUUCCUGUUUUGCAGCCAAUUUCUUCAGUGAUUUACCAGAUCGAGAACGAUCGUCACUCGUGGGGGCAGAAAACCAAUCGAUCGAUCGAUAGUUUUGCAAACGAUGUAAACAAAAGUGAUGAGGUGGACAGAAUAGUGGCGAUCGGUUGGAGCAAAAGAAAGUGAUCGAACAGUGCGCACAGAAGAAGAAAGCGAAUACCCCCAAAGUGGUAACGAAAUCGCGCGAAUCCCUUCGGUUGUCAUGGCGUUUUUAUCAUCAAUACUACUUUUCGCUGCCUGCUUGCUGUUGGUACGAUUAAUACAGCUGCUUGUAUCGGUACGCCGUGGCCAAAGCGGGUCCGUCCUUUCCCCACGUACCACUCCUGCCCGCACAAUGGUUGUGAUGGGAUCGGGUGGCCAUACGGCCGAAAUGCUCCGCAUAGUCGACCGUCUAGAUUGCGAACGUUAUUCUCCGCGACAGUACGUGAUCGCCAGUACGGACAAAACGAGCGUUGUGAAAGUUAUCGAGAGCGAGAUCCGUCGGGAACCGGAUCCGGAGAAGCAGACGUACGAAAUCAUCACCAUUCCCCGCAGCCGGGACGUUCACCAGAGCUACGUCAGCUCCAUCGCAACGACCGUGCUGGCGCUGAUUAACUGUGUACCGCUCGUGCUGAAGGCUCGCCCGGAGCUUAUUCUUACCAACGGGCCCGGUACGUGCGUGCCCGUAUGUUUGGUCGCAUUUCUGGCUCGGCUGCUCUUUCUCAACACCAAAUGUAGAAUCGUGUUCAUCGAAAGCUUCUGCCGCGUGCGCAGUCUUUCGUUGAGUGGCCGCAUACUGCUCUACAUCGUGGAUAUGUUCGUAGUACAGUGGCCCGAGCUGCUCGAGAAGACGUCCACCACGCGAACGGACGUGCGUUGCUUUGGGCGGUUAUAAGCCGCACCGCAAUCUUUAUUUAUAUGAUCAAAGAGGAAAGCUACAAAUAUAAUGUAAUAAUUCACCGAA